UCCGGUGGAGAAUGGCACCGAUAAUGAGAAUGAGGAUGUGCACAGGCUUCCUGGGGAACUCGACAAGUCUGAACGCAAGACGCUGUUCAUUCUCAAGUCGACGCUCAACGCAGCCUUUCCGAACCAUGAGUUUUCUGGGCUUGGCGCAGACCAGUUCACGAGGGAGAAGAAUGGAAAGGCCGUUCUCAGCUCGUUAUCGAAUACAUUUAGGUCUGUAGGGGUUCCUUCCCCAUCUGAAAUGAAUGGAGGGAGAGGCGACUUUUUCACGCCGAGCAGUGUGCCCACUCGAAGCGAAGGCGUGGAUGCGCUCAAAGAGUUGGAACGACGGCACAAUAUGGGCGAGAAUGGUUCGGAGAUGAUGACGGCCACUCACCCUGUGCUGUUUAAUGUGCUGGAUGACGCGAUAGGGCUUCGACAAGACCAUUGCGAAGUCUAUGUAUGGACUCCACCGAAUCCGGAGACGGACCCACAUGGCGGAGGAGAUGAUGACAGCAGCGAUGGGGAGUGGCCGGAGGGGAGCA
Molecule: messenger RNA, 521 nt
Organism: Acaulospora colombiana
Lineage: Eukaryota; Fungi; Glomeromycota; Glomeromycetes; Diversisporales; Acaulosporaceae
Source: the annotation of a GenBank genome assembly